Molecule: messenger RNA, 9090 nt
Organism: Paramuricea clavata
Lineage: Eukaryota; Metazoa; Cnidaria; Anthozoa; Malacalcyonacea; Plexauridae
Source: the annotation of a GenBank genome assembly
AUGUCUAUUACAAUAGUAAUUUCAUUGCAAUCUGGUAAUUUACAAGUUUAAUUUGCAUGGUCCAACAGUCAGUAAUUUAAAUGCUAAUUAAAGUGCGAAUAAUUAUAAUAAACGGCUUUGGUAUAGAAUUACACAAAGAAUGAAUAGACACAGCGAAGCCAAAGCUGCUUGCAUGGUCAAAUUUAUAUACAUUGAACUUUAAGGACUAAAGUACAAAGUGAAAGCACAAUAUAGCGUAAGGUAAGGCAACUAUGUGUAUUAUUUAUUUCACAGGAUUAUAGUACUUGGCAUUCACGAUGCCUGUGGCGCUAACUCUGCCCAGUCAACCAGAAUGUUCGUAUGACUAUGAAGUCAUAAAUCAAACGGUUUCGUGCUCCCUGCAAAGUCAAACACAUCGAAGCACAACUCACAAGCGUACAUAGCUUAACAACGACAGUAUACUGUAUCCAUGAUAGUAUAUAUAUUGUUUUUGCAGGUAUAAACAGCUUAAGUAUACCCAUGAACAUUUAGGCCGCGUCAGGUUGUCUGGUUCAUAUAUUGAUGUACUGAAUCAAACAAAGUCGCUAACUCACAGUCACAUGCUUCUUUAAUCGUGGUUGAAUUGUAAAACUCCUUGCGACUCUGAUCAAAUGUUUUGGACCAAACGAGUCCAACAUCGUCCAAACUUGUUGGUCGCAUAUUAAUGUUGGAUGAAAGUUUUAAACAAAGUCAAACCCGCGGGAACCAACAACAGGUUUUGAGGCUUAUUGUUUGGCAGGGGAUGUUUUUGCGUACAAGUGCAGCCAUAACAAAUAUAAAGCUAUGAAUGCCCCCUCUCCUCUUACGCUACCUAGUUUCUAUGAGUAUUAGUUGGUCCAGUGUUAAUUGUACUAUGUACGUAACGAAACGGAAAAACCUGCAGGAACAGUACUCCUGCUGUCAGUUGGGCUCAAACAGGAAACAAUUCUCUCAAUCAGAGAAGAAAAUAUCUAAUCAGACAACUGCACAUAUAUUAAUGUUCUAAUCGAACCCGAUUACAGCAGAGGUGAAAAGCCACAUGACUGAAUACAUUUUAUUGCAAGUUGCAGAAAAAAUGUAAUCCUCGUAUGAAAAUGUGGCUUUAGCGAGCAACUAUUGAUUUUUUUUACUUCAAACAUUAGUGUAUAGCAUUUCUUGUUUCUACGGGUCUUCAGAUUUUGUCCCUGAAAUCCCACCAUAUUGUUGAGAUAAUGCAGUGGUGAUUAGUCGUCAAGCCAUGAACUAAUCGCCACGUUUUAUAGUUUUCUAAAUAACUGUAACAAAAUCAACAUGUUUUUGUAGUUGACCGGCUUUUUAAAAAAAUUAAUCUUGUUUUAUACCUUUAUUGAGUUUUUCGAUAUUAGGCAUAGUUUUCUGAAUGGCAUAUAUUUAGUAAUCUUAAAUUAUGAGUUAGAACAAGAAGGAGCAACUUGUCAUAUACAGCCAAUUCAAAAAAGGUUGUCUUUCAAAAAUCUUAAAACUUAAGGCCCUGUCACACUAUUGCGUAUUAGAGAAACGUAUGAGAAGCGUAUGAAAAUUAAUGAAAUAAUUUUCAUACGCACAAAAAUCCUUUGAAAUGCCAGCGUAUGAGUACCGCGUACAUCUGGCGUUCCUCUUCUAUAUUUAGACUCUUAAACUCGGAAAAUUUGCUUUGCAACAAUGCUUGAGUAUAAAAUUAAUGAUGAACAUUUCCGAUACACGGUUACUUGGUUCAUUAAGCUGAUGUAGUAUCAAGCUCCAAAUAAGCAAUACCCAUCAUACAUUGCGUGCUCAAUGUUUUAGGCUUUUAAAAUUCUUGAAGGACAAGCAUUUUUUGAAUUAGCUGUAUACAUCACAUAUAAUUGACUCCCAACAUUCUUUAAUUCCAUCAGUCUAAUUAUAUUACCUGCUAAAUGCGGUCCAAAUCACGUGGGAUAUAUGUUGGAUGUACACAUAUGGAUUCUUACAGUUUUUUUUAAUAACUUGGCUUUCGACAAUUUGCUGGUUAUAUUCUACCAGCAAGAUUUAAGUACGCAGAAAGCAAGAGUUCCGCAUAUACCGAUACGUGGUACUUGAUUGAAAAUACCAGACCGUAAUAUUAUAUACAUGUACCUCAAGUACGUACAUUAUCCGAGUUAACCUGACAAAACCUGUUUGUAUAACUUUGUGAUGACCCGCUCAGCUAAGUUGGUACCACGUCCUGAAGCCAAUGAUUUCUAAAUAUUAUUACAUGCUGUGUUUUAGAUACAAGAUGGACGAUUCGACUAAUGGUUUACAUGAGAAUGGUGAUGUUAUUUCACAUAACGAAGACGUAGUGAACGCAAACGAAAUGCAAAAUAUUGAAGAAAAUAAAGAGGAAGAAUGUAAAAUAGAUCCAGGUAAGCGAGUCUAUGAGAUUUCAACCAAACUUUAGCAGAAUAAAGGCUUGGUAAAAACAUGAUUAAAUUCCUAUUGCAAAAGUCUGGAAAUCCUUUAUAAUAAUCCUAUAGGAAUUCCUUAUACCAAUCUUAUAGGAAUGUUCUUAAAUCGAAACUUUUGUUGAUAAACUUUGAGUUUGAAAUAAAGUGAUUUCAAAUUCCCGCAAGCAAUAAAAAUAAUUAAUAUAUGCAUAUUAUUGACAAAUAAUAUAUGCAUAUUAUUGACAGCUUGGAUCUGCAUGAAACUUAUUUAAAAUGUGCUUGAUACCAUUAUGUCUGAGCUGCCGUACAUAUUUGGAAGGAUUUCAACGAGAUUGGCGAUAAACAGCGGAGUAAAGUGGAGAAUUUGGCCAAAUACGUCCAUUUCUUGCCCUGUUCUUGUUGUUGUUCCUAUUCUUGUUGUUGUUUUUGUUACAUACGCCCUGUUUUUGCCUAUGCAAGUCAGGUAUGGUCGCCCCAGUCCAUAGGUCUCAUCCAACGAACAGAACGUAUCCAGAGAAGAGCUUCCAAGUUCAUACUGAAUCUUCCCUUCAUGUGCAGCGAGUCUUACCGUGAUAGGUUGAUCACUUUAGAACUGAUGCCGUUAUCAUACUGGCAUGAGUACAUGGAUCUUGUGUUAUUCUAUAAAGCAAUAAAUGAUUGUCAUAUCUGAAGAUGUUCUCCCUAAACCGAUAAUCCCCACGAGAGUAACUAGAUCUUCCAGUGCCAGUGAGUUAUCCUCCCCCCCCCCCAAAAAUGCAGAACUAGGACUUUCCAGCGAUCGUAUACAGUAUUACCCGCGUCACGAGGGUAUGGAAUUGUCUUCCAACAAACUUAAGACAACCAAAUUUAACUUCGGUACAUUUAAGAGUUUAUUACGACAAUAUUAUUCGAAAGCUGUGCACAGUGGUUUUGAUGCAGACGACCCAAGAACACGGAGAUCUAUAUGUUUAAAAAUUGUAACUCUUGUCGAAGUUUGACCAAUGUUAUCAACUGUUGUUUUUAGAUAUUUGUAUGUAACCUUUAUGUUAAAAGGGCCCGCUGUAAUUGGUUUUAACUGUUGUGGUGUCCCCGCCAUUCGUCACUUGUAUAUAUACAAAAACUAUAGUUUUUUUUGUAUUGUAUGCAUGUCAUUCAUGUAAUUUUUACCUGGCAAAGUUAAAUAAAUAAAAAAUAAAUAAAGCAUUAACUAUUUUACAGCAAAGCAGUGAUAAUAUACUUAAAUAAGUACCAAUUAUGUUUCUAUGAAAAAGAUUUAGGAAAAAAGGUAAUGUAGGUCCACUGCUGUUUAUCUGAAUUUGUUGGUCACAAAUUGACGUUUGACUAUGAGUAUUGCAUGGUCAUUUUCUUGUGAAAUAUCAGUGCUAAGCAUUUCACACUUACCAAUGACCACCCUUAAAAGCACCAUAUCUGAACCAUAUAAGCACCUCAGAAAGCCAAAGCUUUUAUGGUUUGGUAGAUAGCACUAUGGCGAGAGCGUCGUUUUUGGUGUGGUCAGCUUCGGACGUUUCGCCCCGGAUUGGGGUUCGGGCAGCGUUACCAUGUCGACCGCCAUGGUCAACUUGCCCUAAAACAGUUGAAAUUAUCUGUCCUAAAUGAAACGCAUACAAACUCAUAUACAGGUCCUAGACUAGUAGUAUAUUUGCAACAAAUGUUUGUGAUUUUGCUGUCGUCAGGGCAGUCGUCAAUAUAUAAUGCAAAUUUUAAAUUCGACCAAUCAGUGUUCCCUAUUCACGACAGUCCGCUAUAUUUUGAGAUCAUUGAGGGUGACCACGCACUCUCGGUGAACCAUAGCUAUGUGCCCGCGAUUAUUGAUGAAAUAACCAUAGCUAUGUGCCAGCGAUUAUUGUAAAUAGCCGGGCGGAAUUAAUACCCUCGCCCCGGGAUUACGCCUGGAACAAGGCCCUGCGCCGUUGGCUCGGGAAUAAAUACAAAAAUAUACAGAAAAUACAGAUAGGCUGGACAGAAUAUACAUCCGGUAAUUUGCUUCAUUUUAAAGGGAUUUAAAACUACCAAUUUAUUGGUUGUUUUAACCAAUUUGCUUCUAUAUUGCAUGAUGUAAUUUUCUAUGACUUCUGUGUGACGCACUUUGAACUGUAACUUUAACAUCUUUUGACUUUAAUAGAUUCGGAAAAACCUGGCAGUUCUGCAGAACCGAAACGUAUUGUGGAAGAGCCAGGUAUGGCAACAUAAAUAUUGUUAAAACGACAAACAAGCAAGGGUUAGUUGACUACAAAAUUUUUGUAGUUCGUUAUUAUAACUACAACUACUUCGAAAAUGUAUAGUCACCUACAACUACUGCUACUUUUGAACAAAGGUAGUUCGCUACUGACUACUGUUACUGCUUAAAAAAUGUAGCGAACUAUUUCGCUACGCUAUGUUUUUAGUUUUACUGUAUUUGGAGCGCCUACUAACUCAGGCUGAAUUGUAACCUAUUGUAUAACAAAUCGACUUACGAGUAGCAACAGUAAACACAAACCAAAAUUGUUGUAAGCACUACGGUGUUCAAGAGUGCAAAUUGACUAUUGAGUAUUGAAUUUAAGCAAACCGUGUCUCAAUACUAUGCUAUUCUAUCAAGUUGCUAACAAUUUAAAAAAUUAGCGAAUAGCGAUUUGCUGUUUGAAAAGUAGUCAACUACUUGGCAACUUUUAGGCAAAAUGUAGUUCGCUAUAAAUACAGCUACUGUACUGUUUUAAAAAAGUAGUAAAAAACUACUGGCUACUUGAAAAUUGUAGUUCGCUACAGUAGCGAACUACAACUACUUCGCUACUACCCACCCUUGCAAACAAGUCUUUCAGCAAUAUAAAGUCUGACAAUAAACGUUAUUUAUCAAUCGCAAUCGGGGCCUCGUAUUCUAGGAAACCGGAAUAAACGCGGGAAAAUAGACAAAAUGUUAAAUAUUUAACAAUUAUUCGCCGAAAGCGAAGUGAUUAUAAUGAAAACAAAAUAUCUAAAUAUCAGUUUAAUAAAAAUUCAAAAAAUUUUCGGCUACAGUUUUAGUGGUGCAGUAUUUCUUGCGUACACGCUUUCAAAAUGGCUUCCUGUGUGACUUUAUUGCUUUAUUACAAAGUUGUUUUUCUCGAUUUCUGCUCAGAAGAUGAACACAAUGUUGGAACGACUUUUUCACCAGACUUAGAAUUAAAAAAUAGUUUCUGUUUAGCGUUAAUUUGUUCAGGAAAUUAUUGAGAAAAUUAGUAAAAUGGAACUGUAAACCUAUUGCUCGACUCCCUCGAAAUAAAGUUUUAUACACUUUUUACUUUACAAGUUUCGAAAACACGAUACAUCGAAAAUAAUACAGCACAAUGAAAACAUGACAUAUCAAAAUAAAUAGUAUCGUACGAAUGAGAUGUCUACAGAAUAGGAAACAAAAUGGUUUUAAAAGAAUAUCACGGCAAGGUUUUCAUCAACAGUCGGGAUAGUUUUUGCUAUUUGAUUGAAGUGAAUGUUUCGGAGUUUUAAGUAAGUUUUAAAUUGUCCAUCAAUAUAUUUGACACAGUAAAAUAAUAAAGAAUUCCUACCUUUCAAGUUAAAUACAAAAUUUUGUGCUUCUUUCGUUUUUUUUUAAUAUUUCGUCGAUUUUGAAACCAAACUUGCCGAAUAGUUCUUUUUCAAAAACAUUAUUUACUAGUCAGCUGGUAAAUAAUGCGUCACUGAUACUAGUCAACUAGCCAAUCAGAACGAGCGAAAGCUAAUUUGAUAUGCAAAAUUGAUACUAAAAGUUGAUAACUAGAAAUGCAUGCAUGCAGUAUCCCCCUCGCCUAUAUUUUCCAAACAUUGAUUUAACAUGCAUGAAGUAUUCAUAAUUGGCCAACACUGAACGCAGGCUCGCGUUGUGACGUCAUUUGCUGCCAUGACAAAACGAUAUUUUUAAAUUUUAAUUUUUUUAUAUUAUUUGUACAAAACAGCAAAAUAAUUUUAAAAGACUAUUACUUUUAACGAUAAACUGUUUUUACUUAAUAAAACCACAGAGUAGAUACUGUGCACUCUUUGAUAAAACAAAAUAAGUUCAAAUUGUUGAGUAAUUUCAUUUAGAUCUUCAAAUUAAUUUGUUCUCCUUUACAUUUUACCUUUUUUAAGCUGCAUGCAAGAAAACUUCCAUUAUAUUUCACGAUUUCUCAUAGACCUAGUAACUCAAUUCUUCUCAUUUCUUCAAAUAAAAAUUUCUUCAAAGCUCAUUGUGUGAAACGUGACUUUCCAAAUAUUUGUUUUUGAAAUUCAAAAUCUUGCUUAUUCCACUCCUGGCAAACAGCUAUAUUUUUUAGAGCACCCCUGAUGCCUCCGCGAUUAUUGAACCACUGCUCGAAUGGGUCGAAAUAAAGUUUUUUUUGAAUUUUGUAUCGGACGAACCGGUGUCUCAAGGAGUACUGAUUUCGUAAUAAUUACACUCUUUUGUCCUACCAACGGAAGAUUUUAAAAAUUAACUUCUACCUCACACAUUUUUGAGGCAAACUCAUAUCAGUUUAUCACAAAUUUGCCAGAAACUAAUUACGAAUAAAUUAAAUAUACAUUUUGUUAUUGAUGUAAAUGGGAACGCAACCUGGUAACACGACGCUAUUAUGACGUAUGUUAACAAGACUGAGUUAUGUGACAGGUGGGGUAACCAUGCAUGUAACGCAUCUUAUGUGACGUAUGGUAAGGCGACUUGGUAACGCGACGCUAUUGUGACAUCAUUGGCGGCAUCCCUUUGGUCUCCAGACGAGGGCCUUCCGCCGCCAGAGUCGAUGCUAUCUGAACAAGGUGAUGUCAUAAAUUUCGCAAGCUCAUUAUAAAAUCCCCCAGAGUGGGGUCUAUACAUUGAACUAUAAGUAAACUGGAAGGCUAACUCAAGGGGGGGGGGGAAUCGAAGCCAGUGCAUUUUAGUUUUUCUGAGUUAUGAGCAGAAACACUGAACGUUGGGCUAUAUAUCAAAUUGAGGCUAUUGGAAAACGCUAUUUGGUGUAGAAACAAACAAACAUAAUUACCGAUAAUUUGCCGUUUUGCAGUUGUUUUUGUAUUUUUUAAAUAUUUUUCUUUUCGCUGAAAUCUUGACAUUUCCACACCGAAUAGCAAUUUUCAAUCGCUUCAAUUUGAUAUAUAGCUCGACGUUUGAGGUCAAGUAUUUCUGCUCAUAACUCAGAAAAACUAUUUUGGCUUCAUCAAAUCAUAGGCCUUCAUCAUAGCAGUUAGCCUUCCAGUUUAUUUAUAGUUCAAUGGGUCUAUAUUACUAGUAGUAUAUGUUCGAUUUUAUACGUACGGAAGUAGGCAAAUGUUAAAUAUAUCUGCUACUUCUCCCAACAUAAUUAUAUUUAUAUAUUUGUUACGAUUUAAAUUGUGCCAAACACCCUUGAAACACUAGAAACUUGUUAAUUAUAAAAUUUGUUCACUAAUUUGUUUCUAUAUUUUAUUUGAUUUUAUCCCCUACGCAUAACACAUUUGUAAUGUAACUGUAACAACAACUGUAACUGAAACUAGUAUAUUUUGUGUUCAAUGUGUAGACCACAGUAAGACUAUUUUUAAAUAUGGUUAUUACAUUCACAAACUGUAACUGUAACUUUAACAUCUUUUGACUUUAUUAUCUUUUUACUUUAAUAGUAUUGCAACGUGCAGAAGCACCAAUAGUAGGUAUGGCAACAUAAAUAUUGUUAAAACGACAAUAAGUCGCACCAGUUUAUUUCAAAACGGAGAGCUUUCAUAUUACAAGAAUUACAGUUCAACUGUCUAACACAUAAAAUAGGGCGUCGUAUAUAAAUGCCGAAAAAACUGACUAGGUCAACGGUACAGAUACAUUAUAUUAUUAAAGAUCAUUAUAUUGCAAUGUCCAUAAUGUGGAGGCGCCUCAACGAUCCUCCAUUCAUUAAAAUUUUUUGAAGAAUUUAAAAAUUCGUUAGGCCGAGUCAUUUAACGAAUGUUAAUUGAAUAAUGGGACCAUUUGCAUUACAGACUAAAUUUUGAUCUAAACAAAUCUAGACAAAAAUUUCAUCACAGCUUGAAAGAGCAUCACAAAAUUAGUAUAAUAUUCCAAGUUUCGUUGCGAAAUGUUGCAAAAUGCGGAUAAUAUAGCCUUGCGAAGUUUGCCGGUUUUCAGUCAUUUUGCAUUACGCGGGAGAAAUUGACAGCCCAAUACCCUUUGAGCAAUUUGGGGCUGUCAAUUUCCCGUUUGUAAUAAAAUUACUGAAAAACGGCAAACUUCGCAAAGCUAUAUAUCAUCCGCAUUUUACAACAUUUGGCAAAGAAACUUUGGAAAAUUACUAAUUUUGUAAUGCUCUUUCAAGAUGUGAUGAAAUUUUUGUCUAGACUUGUUGAGAUCAAAAUGUAGUCUAUAAUGCAAAUGGUCCAUUGAAUACAGUAAAAACCCGCGUAUAAAGUGAUAACAAUGGAUUAAAAACUGUGCACCCACCUGAGAUUUACGCAAAUUUUGGGAAACUAAGCAAAGGGUUUCGUCUGGCUGGUUUCAUCACAGACACACUUCUUAUCCCUUUGGUAUUAUAUCACUAUGACAUGAUAGGAUGAUAGAUGAAUCACUUUCAUGCUACGAUCGAUAUUUUUGUAAAAUACUGACAAAGAAGCAAAACGUAACGAAGCAUGGUCCCUUACAAGCUAGAUUUUCGAGCGACUAAUAUGAGAAUUCUAAUUUGUUUUUAUAAAGCUUGCCCGUUAUUUGGUGUUGUAGUAGCAAGAACGGGGAUGAGACGAAUUGUUAGCAAUAAAAGCUUUUCUCAAAGCGACAUGGAAGAUGAAG